This is a messenger RNA of Adineta steineri, 459 nucleotides long. NCBI's taxonomy places the organism in Eukaryota, Metazoa, Rotifera, Eurotatoria, Adinetida, Adinetidae. The record is from the annotation of a GenBank genome assembly.
AUGUCAGAUUUUAUACCAAACAAAUUUCAAGCAAUUAUUUUGCAACCUGAUCUUGUCCUUGAACAUAAUUUAAAUGAUCUAAUUGUACAUUGUCAAGAUGUUGAAGAAUUAAAAUCAAUAAUAACAAAAAAUCCUUUAUCAAUUAAAAUCUUAGCAUGUACUCCAGAAUUUCUUCUUGAUAUAUCAUCAUUAUUACCAACUCUGAAUCUUGUUGAAUUAUAUCUUAUUAGUAAUAAAACAGAUGUAAUGUUGCCUAUUGAAUUAAUGGAAAUGGACAAUAAUUUUGAUUUCAUUCAAGUUCAUAAUCAAAAACAAUUAAUGCGAUAUGUAUGUGGAAAAAUUACAGAAUGUUUUUAUGCCCAAUCAGCUAUAUAUGCUGGUGAUGAUGAAAAUAGUUUACAUAAUUCAUGUUUACUUGUUGCUCGUGAUGCACUUGUUCAAAUGAAAGAAUUUGUUUGA